AUGGGUAAUUCAAUAUCACCGCAUUUGGAAAAUGCACAAAAAACCGGUGUUUGCUCUCUUUGUGGCAAUAGACUUUCUGAGGUAAGAGCGAUCCACGAUCCCCUAAAAUUAAAAUGCACUGACUUACAAUUAUUUAGCCGAUCAGAGUGUACACUGUACAAUAUGGCUUCUUUUUUUUAGUUAGGGAAACAGUUAGUUGAGCCUUAGUCAUCAGUGCCAAAGACCAUCGUCUUGAAAACGGUAAACCUUGAAGACUAAGACCUUUAAAGAUCAAAGACCCAAUAUACAGUGUAUUAGAGUUCACACGUAUAAUUGAAAAAACUACUCGCGUUAAUUUGCCUAGAACUUGUGAAAAAAAAAGAGACGAGGAAAAAGAAAAGAGUUACGAAAACCGGGAGAACAUUAAUCAAAAGCAGGAGGCUGGAAAUAUUCGCCGAAAACAGGAGUUUUCCAGACAAAACAGUAGGGUUGGAAUCUCUGAAUCAAACUAAACACCACGAUAAAUAUUGAUACUCUAUACCCUGCUGUUAUUACAGUCGCAUCUGCAAAUCGUUUGAUUGUGUUAGUGUGGUUAUGUCAGUGUAGACAAUGCUAGUUGUGGCUUGCUUAAUAUCACAGUCAAUGCCCCAGUUUCAUUUUAAAAUGCGUUUUUUUGGUUGCAAGAGGUCUUAGCUUUUGAGGUCUUCCUUUAAAGAUAGGUCAUAGUUUUUUAGGUGUUAGUCUUAAGAUAAUCCAUUUCUGGAGAACUGUUCUUCAUAAUGAUAAUUAACAAUUAAUAUAUGAGGCUGAGUAUCUUAUGAAGAAUUAUGGAGAUCAAGGAGGGUGUUACGGCCUCGACGGAUAACACCCUCCGAAAUCUCUGUAAUUCUUCAUAUGAUAAUUCCAAAUUCAAAAUAAUUCCUAGUUUAAAAACAUGGCUAAAACUUGCUUACCUCCAUUGAUCCAUGGAUGUUAAGUUCAUCUUUGAUAGUGCACGUUUAGGUUUGUCCAGCUCCGCAAAUAUUCUCCAAAUAGCAGAUGUUGCCCUUUGAGUUGUCUUCUUGGUGUUCUUGCCAUGUUUUUAGGUAUUUUUUUGCCUAGUUCUUUCUCUUGAAACAAGUGAAAUGUCCGCCAUUUUUCAAGUUCACAACCAAACCAACUCAACUUCGUCCCCAGGUCUUCUUGGUUAACGGUGUAUUAACCUACAAGAACGCUGCAUUUUUGACAUCAUUUCCUCGCUAAACACAAAAUUCUUCCAAAUUUGGUCAUCAGAAACUGGUUAUGGUGAAUUAAACGUGUGCUUUUAGCCAAUCAGAAUCAAGGAAAUAUUUUGAACGAAUAAUAAUAAUAAUAAUAAUAAUUUAUUCACUUCUAUUGUGCAAAUUCAACUCCAGGUUUGCAAAUGCACUUUACAUUCAAUUUCUAAAAAGAAAACUACACAUACAAAAGUAUAAAAUUAAUAAAAUUUAAAUACAGUCGACGAUGUUUACACACACACAUAUACAUAUAGACUGAGUUAAGAUUACAUGUAACUUCCUUAUCCUGCUUAUAUUAUGGAGAUAAUGAUACAUGUACAUCAUUCCUUAUGGCUAUAACGUCUGUGGGUAAAAGUCGCUUUGCAAUAUUAAAAUAGGAGUUCCUUGGGUGGAAGCACUUUUCGAGUGAAUUGUAAAAGGAAGUUUCUUCAUUUAGCUUUAGCCUGAGUAUCAGGCGUUUCUGGGGAAAAGGCGAAAGAUGGAAGCGAAAAAGGGAGAGAGGUGAAGGAGAGAAACGCCUGACACAGAUGCUUUUACUGGAGCCUUCCACCCCCACACAGCAUGACUCGAUACCAUCCAAUCAAAAUCACUUCGGGUCAUUGGGUUGUCAGCUUCACGUGUCAAAAAGCUCGCCUAAAAUAAAUCUCACUUUACGGCCUUUGGUCUGGCUGAGCUCCGGUGCUUGUGUUGCUACGAUUUCGCUUUUUUCUGAAACCUCCAAUGAGGAGUUUUCGAAUAUUUGUACUGUAAAACCUGCCAUUUAUGAGGAAUUAUAACAUGUUUUAGGAAUUGUGCUAGGGUAAGAUCGCCAACGCUCUGUUUGUAAAUAAAUGUGUGCCCGGAAAAUUGUAAAUUGCUUUUGUUUACAGAGUUAAAUCAGGCUCUUGCCUGGCAGCUAAAAAGCUGAUGUUAUCCCUCCUAUUCUCGGGUGGUUGAAAGGAGCUGCAAGAAUAAAUAGGAAGGUGCGAUGAUGAAACACCUAUGCCUAGAAAUUAUCAAGCAGCAGCAAAUUCCACCACUUCACAGAGAGCUCGUGAAAGCUGUUACAAGUUCAAAAAGAAGUGAGAGCCUAUAGGGUUGGCGAAAUAUGAUGGCGCCCGCUGAGCUUAAGACAUUUCAAAAGUGAGAAAAUUUUGGAAGAGGAAGCGAACGAAUUCUAAUCACGUCGCUAUCGUAACCGCAACAAGCAAAGUCAAUCUUUUUAAAAGCAUUUGUGUUGUUGGCGAUCUCAAUAUAUGGCUACCUUGCUCUAUUUUCAUUUACAGUAACAAUACCAUUUAAACGGCAGGAUGUUGUAAAUCUGAACAUAGAUAUCGGAAACACUGGUAUCGUCUUCUUUGUCCCGGUCUUGUGAAACCAUAUGAGGCUUUUCCAUACUCCGAGUACAUCUUUCCUUUAAACUACGAGGCCUUGAAGACACAAUUCUUGCUCGGGUUUUAUUUUUAUUCCAGAAAAGAACUUGAGAGCGCCCUCUAGAGCCUUUUUGAAUUCCUCUCUGCCCCUCUGUCUGUAAAAGUAUCACAUACCGGUAACAUGAAAUCAAAACAUCUAUGAAAAAUUUCAAUGACCGUCUCCUUGCCGAUCGCUCUUGCGGUCGGUGACGUCAGGGGGUAUUGUGUGUUAUCCAAUCACUGCCACAUCCAGAUUUUGGAUGUGUCACACGAUUCGCUGAAUGGUUUUGUGUCAGGCCUUCCUUUCUCUUUUCCCCCUCCCCCCUCCCCCAUAGGAAGGCCUGAUACUCAGGCUAUUUAGCUUUGACCAUUAGUACAGCUGUAAUAACAUGGAGAGUCACCAAAUGUUUAACCCAAGUUAUUUCCAAAACCUGACAGGUUCCUCCUGAGCUGUUUCAUCUGGGAGCAUCUUUGCGAACACUUGAUCUGUCCAAUAACAAAAUCAAAGUCCUGCCUUCAGCAGUUGGAGGCUUUACUUCCCUUAAGAACCUGACACUGACAUCUAAUCACCUUGGUAAGCAUUUAAUGGAAAUAAUUUUUUCAAAUGUACAACUCAUCUACCUUUAGUUUUUAAGAGGUUCAGCAUGCCUUGAUUUUAAUAAUGGGAAAGGCACUAUUAAAUGUGGAAAUAAUUAUUUAAGAAUAAUAAUUUUAAAGCUGUACUGGUGUUUACAGUAUGUUCUGAAUCUUAAUAAUUACUCCUUACAGUGCUGUAAAAAAUAAAAAUCUACACCUGAUUAAGUUUUCAGUCAAAGAAAAAGAUGUGUUUGUAUAUUGAUUGGGUCCCCCUUUGUCUUUCUUUUCUUGUGGGCAGUUGACUAUUACAAAGGGUGAAAAAAGGCUUUGAAGAUUAAGCCAAAAGGUGAACUAAAUUCAUUAAAAGAUUGUACAUACCAUAAAUCCUCUGUCAAGCCCCCCUCUCAAAUGAGCCCCUCCCUCUCUUUUAAGCUCCGCACCUCCCCUCCCCCCUCAUUAUUCUUCAAUAAUAAAUGAUAGGCUGUAUUAAUCAAUCAUGACUGUAAAACUUUGUGUGGACUGAUCCAGGAUGGUUUAUUCACCAACUGGAAGUUCAGAAUUGUUUUUGAUCCUCGGCUGCAUGACCUUCAGCUUCUUGUACUUGAGCUUUUCCACUUUGUAUUCUAGUUCGUUGUGGAGAACUGAUACCACUGUCUUUGUUAAAUUAAAUAAGCCCACCUCUCAAAUAAGCCCCCCCCCUCUUUUCUAUUAAGCCCCCGUCAAAUGUGCUUGAAUAAAAUUAAUAAGCUCCCUCUGGGAAUUUACUACAGAUGAUAGAUCUCAAGAGUCCAACUCAGCUGGGCUCUCUAAAUUCCUGGCUCCGGUUGUCCAAUCGUUGGAUAUACCGGAUUAAUCACUACAUCCAAUGGAUAAGUGUCAGGGAAACCAAUAUUUAUGCUACACUAGAUAGAAGUGAAUAGCAUAUUAUCAACCUUUUGAACAUCUGGAGUCUGGCCUCUUCACCUCUAUGCACACUCCUAUGCAAUAAUGUUACAUUAUGUUACGUUACAUUACAUCGAUCAAUUUAUUACAUGUUUAUUUCAUGUUUGAUUUCAGGUUCCUUGCCAUUAGAACUCUCACAGCUGAAGAAGUUAGAAAUCUUAGCUGUUGACAAAAAUAGUCUCAAGACCCUUCCUGCUGGACUUUUCACAAACCUAACUCAUCUGAAAACCCUCUCGCUUUCAUCAAAUCUGCUGACAGCAUUUCCUGAAAGCCUUGGUGCAUUAAGACAUUUAGAUGCAAUUGAUUUGUCUGAUAAUAAAAUACACACUCUCCCUGAUUCUGUUGGAGAUCUGCAAGUUAUAGAACUUAAUAUGAACAGAAAUCAAAUUGCAUCACUCCCAGAUAGUCUGGCCAGCUGCACUCGCCUUAAGGUGUUAAGAAUAGAAGAGAAUUGUUUGCCUUUAGAAGCAGUCACCCCACAACUUCUGAAAGAGUCAUCAAUUUCUUUGCUUGCUGUGGAAGGCAAUUUGUUUGAUAUUAAACAACUGAGAGAGACAGAAGGUUUUGACCAGGUAAUUACAAUGAUACAUGCAAUCAGCGUAGUUAAUACAUUGUUGGCUGUAAGUGUGAUUAUAUCAACAAUUAUUGUGAGGGCAAAGUGACUAUUAUUGUAACGAUAGUACAUAUUUUGCCGUUCUUGUGGUGACAGUUACAUUGGUUAGACCAUGAGAAAUGUGUAGGUGCUAAUUCAUGAACAUUCAAACACAUCUAAUGACUCUGAACCUGCCCAUCACCUCUGCGACAAACCUUUGCAUUCUUUUAGUUGGCCCAUACUCUGCACGGUCAAAUCUUUCCAGCAGCGCAGAAUCUUUGAAGGCCUAAUUAUUCAUCAAAAUUAAUGGUACAUAUUGUUGUUCCUAUUUUCCUUUGUUUUAAACUCGUUUAUAACACAACUGUAAUAAACUGAAGCGAUGCUUUGCUUGUGUGCCUUGACACAAUCAUCUCAAAGCCAUGUACUGUAUAAUGGUGACAAAUGUUGUCUUUUCUUUUCUCCACAGUACAUGGAACGUUUUACAGCAACAAAGAAAAAGUUUACAUAA
Molecule: messenger RNA, 5244 nt
Organism: Porites evermanni
Lineage: Eukaryota; Metazoa; Cnidaria; Anthozoa; Scleractinia; Poritidae
Source: the annotation of a GenBank genome assembly